Molecule: messenger RNA, 1564 nt
Organism: Hyposmocoma kahamanoa
Lineage: Eukaryota; Metazoa; Arthropoda; Insecta; Lepidoptera; Cosmopterigidae
Product: facilitated trehalose transporter Tret1-like
Exons: 3
Coding region: 67-1332 (421 amino acids)
Biological process (GO): transmembrane transport
Cellular component (GO): membrane
Molecular function (GO): transmembrane transporter activity
Source: RefSeq, a predicted model, not a curated record
GCCCUGUCGUACCCUGCCGUCUUGUUCCCACAGUUGCGUCAGGAAAAUGCUUUGAUCACUCUCACAAUGGAAGAGGAAUCGUGGAUAGCAUCCGUAAUGGCGUUGCCUACAUUGAUCGGUAACUUUGUAACACCCUGUAUAAUGGAUCGAAUGGGAAGAAAAACAGCGCUCUACGCUCUGACGUUACCUAUCAUUGUUGGUUGGUUGUUCAUCGUUAUUGCCACCAAUUUUCAGAUGCUGAUGAUAGGUAGAGUACUACAAGGCCUAUCUUAUGGUAUGCUCAUGCCGGUAAGAUCUGUUGUAAUUGGGGAAUAUACAAGUCCAGUAAAUCGAGGCGCGUUUUUAGCUACAAUAUCCCUUUCUCUAACAUUUGGAAUUUUCUUCGUGCACCUAAUAGGGUCUUUUUUUAGCUGGCAAUGGACUGCUUUAAUUUGCAGUUUCUUUUCCUACCUUAGUCUUCUUAUGACACUCUAUUGUCCUGAAUCUCCGAGUUAUUUGGUCAUGAAGAGAAAGUAUCAUGAAUGUAAAAAGGCAUUUCGUUACUUAAGAGGUGACAAAGAAGAAGAUGAAUUGGAGCAAAUGAUAAAAGCUAGACUAAUUCUGGAAGAGACUGGAACAACAAAAAUGAAUAUCAAAGAGUUCGUGAGAAUUUUAAAGAAAAGAGAGUUUUAUAAACCAGUUAUUUUAGUAGUACACUCUUAUGUUCUACUAAAAGCUUGCGGUGGACCGUUACUUGGAGCAUAUGCUCAUGAAAUUCUUACUGUCAUGAUGGGAAAGACCACUGAUGUCAACUUUUGGAUGGUGUUUACAGAUGGACUUAGAUUUCUCUUCAGUGUUGCAGGCAUUUACGUUGUAAAACGAUAUAGGAGAAGACCAUUACUGCUUUGUGUGGGUAGUCUUUGCGUUAUCAGUCUUCUUUGCAUAUCCCUUUAUAUCUAUAUCAAGACAAGAGGAAUGCUAUCAUAUGAUGCAACGUGGAUCACUAUAGUUCUGAUCAGUUUCUUCUCAUUUACAAUUGCUAUUGGAGUGGCUCCAUUGCCAAACAUCAUUGCUGGUGAAGUAUUUCCAAUAGCUCAUAGAGCUCCUGCAGCAGGAAUUAGUGUCAUAUUCGAUUGUGCGACUAUUUUCUUAGUUUUGAAGACGUUUUCAUUUCUUCAAGGAACCAUAGGGUUAGAUGGUGUAUAUUUGUUAUAUGCUGUGAUAGUUGCGUAUUUGUUAUCAGUUAUGUGGGUUUUGUUACCAGAGACGAAGGGUAGAACCUUACAGCAAAUAGAAGAGGAGUUUAGAGGCAAACCAAUAAUAUUAAAAGAAACCGAAGUGCUUAAAUCUUAAAAGAUAAGUAUAAACUAAGUGAAGAUGAUAUUAUCAGAUUUUUUUAGUAAAAGCUACGAAAAGAUACAUGUCGUCGACUAAAUUUGAAAACCUCGUUACUCCAUAUUUGAACGAAAUCCCUAUUUUACUCUUCAAGCGCAAUAUCGGGCUAUUAAAGCUUAAAAAAUUUAUAUUUUUAGUAAUACUAAGUGACGGGAUGAACAAGUCGUGCGCCUGAUGGUAAGCGACACGC